Molecule: messenger RNA, 2150 nt
Organism: Fragaria vesca subsp. vesca
Lineage: Eukaryota; Viridiplantae; Streptophyta; Magnoliopsida; Rosales; Rosaceae
Product: probable indole-3-acetic acid-amido synthetase GH3.5-like
Exons: 5
Coding region: 272-1990 (572 amino acids)
Cellular component (GO): cytoplasm
Molecular function (GO): acid-amino acid ligase activity
Source: RefSeq, a predicted model, not a curated record
AGAAAAUCUAAGCCAAACGGCCAAACAGGGCAUAGCAGAUGAAAAACAAACCACAGUUUUUAUAGUACUCUUCUUCUUCUCUCCCUCUUUCUCUCUCUAGAAACUGUCUCCUCUGUGCGUUGAGACUUUGACAGACGAAACUGAUUGCUUCGGAUUCAGUGAUUCCGUAACGUCUUGCUCACUGUGCCCCGUAACUCCCUGUUUCUUUUCUUCUUGAAACAGAGAGUGCUCUGUUUUCCCCUGCUUCUUGCAGACUUUGAUUUCAGUGAAGAUGUUGGAGAAGAUUGGAGAGUUCAGCAUGGAGAAAGUGAUAGAGGAUUUUGAAGCAAUGACAAGUGAUGCGGAGAGGAUCCAGAAGGAGACCCUCAAGAAGAUUCUUGAACAAAACAGAUCUGCAGAGUACUUGCAGCUUGUGGGACUUGGCGGAAAAACUGAUCCGGAGAGUUUCAAGAGGUUUGUUCCUCUUGUAACUCACAAGGAUUUGGAACCUUAUAUUCAGAGAAUUGCAGAUGGUGAUUCCUCUCCGGUUCUCACUGGAAAACCGAUCACGACAAUCUCACUGAGUUCUGGCACUACUCAAGGAAGGUCCAAGUUUGUACCUUUCAAUGACGAACUGAUGGAAAACACCAUGCAGAUAUAUCAAACCUCUUUUGCCUUCAGAAACAGGGAGUUUCCUAUUGGGAACGGGAAGGCCUUACAGUUCAUCUAUGGAAGCAAGCAGUUCCAAACCAAAGGUGGUUUGGCUGCUGGAACUGCCACCACCAAUGUUUACCGUUGUUCAAAGUUCAAAGAGACAAUGAAGGCAAUGCAGACCCCUUGCUGCAGCCCUGAUGAAGUAAUAUUUGGUCUCGAGUUCCACCAAUCCCUAUAUUGCCAUCUGUUAUGUGGACUGAUUUUCAGUGAUGAAAUUCAGUUGGUAUCCUCAACAUUUGCUCACAGCAUUGUCCAAGCCUUCAGAACCUUUGAGUUAUUGUGGGAGGAACUGUGUGCUGACAUUCAAGAUGGCACCCUCAGCAGCCGCAUCACAGUCCCAUCAAUUCGUGCAGCCAUGUCAAAAUUACUCAAGCCAAAUCCGGAAUUGGCUGAUUCGGUUUACAGAAAAUGUUUAGGACUGAGUAACUGGUAUGGACUGAUACCAGCCCUUUUCCCCAAUGCCAAGUACAUAUAUGGUGUAAUGACUGGGUCAAUGGAGCCUUAUGUCAACAAGCUGAGGCACUAUGCAGUAGACUUGCCUUUGUUGAGUGCUGAUUAUGGUUCUUCUGAAGGUUGGAUUGCAGCAAAUGUCAAUCCAAAAGUACCAAUUGAGAUGACAACUUAUGUUGUGCUCCCUAACAUUGGCUACUUCGAAUUCAUCCCUAUUAGGGAUAGCAAUGAGUUCCUGCCAGUGGGUCUCACUGAAGUGAAAAUUGGUGAAGAGUAUGAGGUUGUUGUCACAAAUUUUGCAGGUUUGUACCGGUAUAGACUAGGAGAUGUAGUGAAGGUGAUGGGGUUCCAUAACUCUACACCUGAGCUUAAAUUCGUCUGCCGUAGCAAUCUUCUGCUCAACAUCAACAUCGACAAGAACACCGAGAAAGAUUUGCAGAUAUCUGUUGAAGAGGCAGCCAAGCUUUUAGCUGCAGAAAAAUUGGAAGUUGUUGAUUUCUCAAGCCAUGUAGACUUGUCCACAGACCCUGGUCACUAUGUCAUCUUCUGGGAACUUAGCGGUGAAGCCUCCCAAGAGGUUCUCAGUGAAUGCUGCAACUGUUUGGACAAGUCUUUUGUGGAUGCAGGCUACAUGAGCUCAAGAAAGGUCAAUGGCAUAGGGCCACUCGAGCUCCGAAUUCUUCGGAAGGGAACUUUCCAAAAGAUGCUCCACCAUUUCCUUGCACAAGGAUCUGCUGUUAACCAGUUCAAGACCCCAAGAUGUGUUGGCGUUAACAACAGCAAGGUGUUGCAAAUCUUAUGUGGCAAUGUAGUUAGGAGCUUCACUAGUACUGCUUACAAUAAGUAAGCCGAUGUAGGUUGGACAUUGUUGGUUAAGUUUCUAUAUGAAUCCAGUAUGUUUCAGCUUUCUUAAGAAAUUAGCUUUUCUCUUCGAGUAAGUAGGUUGUUGCAUAUCUUAACCUAAAUAGUAUGAUGUUUUGGGUUUAAUUCUCCCGAAUAUCUUUCUU